Colletotrichum destructivum is the source of this 1419-nucleotide messenger RNA. RefSeq names its product Putative UDP-glucose/GDP-mannose dehydrogenase, NAD(P)-binding domain superfamily. Bases 1 to 1419 code for a protein of 472 amino acids. Gene Ontology annotation, molecular function: oxidoreductase activity, acting on the CH-CH group of donors, NAD or NADP as acceptor; NAD binding; oxidoreductase activity, acting on the CH-OH group of donors, NAD or NADP as acceptor. NCBI's taxonomy places the organism in Eukaryota, Fungi, Ascomycota, Sordariomycetes, Glomerellales, Glomerellaceae. The transcript has a single exon. The record is from RefSeq and is a predicted model, not a curated record. Gene Ontology annotation, biological process: polysaccharide biosynthetic process.
AUGAAGGCCGCCUUCGAUAAACCAUUCUCUCACAGCCGUAGCCUCUCCGUGCCGGCCCCAGCAACACCUCCCCCAGAGGGACUCGGUCUCAACCUGCUCGGCUUUGACACCUUCAAGGCCAACCUCGAGCUCCCUCAUACCCCCAUCACACCUCCCCCCGAGUACCAGGAACACUCCUUCUCGCACAACAAUGACAAGGUCGCCGACCUCUCGCCCAUAGUCAGUCCCGAUGACCACCCCCUUGUGGCCGUCAUCGGCGUUGGCUACGUCGGCACCCACCUGGUCGACUCCUUCUCCGCCCACUACGACGUCCUCGGCUUCGACGUCUCCGAGAAGAGGGUCCGCGAGGUCCGCGCGGAGCUCCCCGGCGACCGCAUCCGCUUCACCACCUGCAAGACGGACCUCCACGAGGCCACCCACUUCCUCAUCUCCGUGCCGACCCUGCUCAAGGCCGACAAGAGCAUAGACACCUCGUACCUCCGGAGCGCCAUCGACACCGUCGCCCAGCACGCCAGGCCGGGCUCCACCGUCGUCAUCGAGAGCUCCGUCGCCGUCGGCAUGACCCGCGACCUCCUCGGGCCCGUCGCCGUCUCCCGCGGCUUCUACGCCGGCAUGUCCCCCGAGCGCGUCGACCCGGGCCGCGUCGAGCCGCCCUGCCACGCCAUCCCCAAGAUUGUCUCGGGCCUCGACGACCGCGUCCCCGGCUCCCUGGCCUCCGUCAUGCGCCUCUACAACCGCGUCUUCGACCGCCUCGUCCCCGUCAGCCGCACCGAGGUCGCCGAGAUGAUGAAGCUGUACGAGAACUGCCAGCGGAUGAUGUGCAUUGCCUUCGCCAACGAGAUGGCCGACGCCUGCGUCCCGCACGGCAUCGACCCCUACGAGGUCGCUGCCGCCGCCGCCUCCAAGCCCUUUGGCUACAUGCCCUUCUCGCCCUCGCUCGGCGUCGGCGGCCACUGCAUCCCCGUCAAUCCUUACUACCUCCUUUCGAACAGUGCUUUCCCGUUGCUCGAGGCGGCCGCCGAGAAGAUGGCCGCCCGGCCCGCCGUUAUCGCCCGCCGCGCCAUCGACUCGCUGACGAGGGUCGCCAAGGCCGGGGCCGCCACGGCAGCCCCGCUGGUCCGCCCGCGCCUGCUCGUCGUCGGCGUCGGCUUCAAAGCCGGGCAGUCCGUCCUCAGCAACUCGCCGGGCGUCGAGCUCGUGCGGGCCCUCGUCCAGUCAGGCGAGGUCGACGUCAUGUUCGCGGACCCGCUGGUGAAGCAGAGCGCCGUGCCGGCGGCGCCGCGGUUGGCCGACGAGAAGUGGAACCGCGAGACGCUCGAGACGUUUGACAUGAUCAUCGUCUCGUUCCGGCAACACGGGCUGGAUUUUGGCGUCUUGGGAGAGCUCCGCGGCGUCAAGGUGGAGAUGUGGUGCCCAUGA